Messenger RNA from Centruroides sculpturatus (bark scorpion), 879 nucleotides. RefSeq names its product caveolin-1-like. Gene Ontology annotation, molecular function: molecular adaptor activity. Bases 227 to 877 code for a protein of 216 amino acids. Gene Ontology annotation, biological process: caveola assembly. Lineage: Eukaryota; Metazoa; Arthropoda; Arachnida; Scorpiones; Buthidae. The transcript is spliced from 4 exons. The record is from RefSeq and is a predicted model, not a curated record. Gene Ontology annotation, cellular component: caveola.
GAUGGUAUAAUAGAAAGUAGUUGUGAGAAAGUCUUUUGCCAUACAUCAGCAGGUUUCUCACGUCCCGUCAAUUGCUACUUUAGCCAAUAGGAGAGAGGAUUGGUGGGGUCUUCUAGUGCAAUAAGCGGGAUUGCAGACACAAGCUCAUCUAUUGGCUGUGGUUGGCUUGGUGACUGUUUGUGGCUUGCUAAGCGUCAGUUUAACUUUCUGUUUGAAUCGUUGAGCCAUGGAAGACAUCAAAGAAAAGAGAUCGGAAUCCAAAACGAAGCUAAACGAAUCCACUCUUCCUCUUCUGGAGGAUUCGGAGUGCGUUGAAGGUAAGGAAAAAGACAUCGAAUUGAAGUCUGUGGAGAAAGAGGAACCCAAAGACAAGAGUGAAGAUGAAACAGGACAAGUGGAUGGCAAAGAGAUGGAUGGAGAGAAGAAAAUAAGAAAGGAAAAAUCACACAAGAGGAGCAUUUCUUGCGCAGAGACCAUGACAGCUGGCCUUAAUUUGCUAGAUCGAGACGAAAAAAGAGUCAACGACCAUGUUAAUUUGGUGUUUGAAGACGUCUUGGCCGAGAGCGAUGCAGCUCACAGUUUUAAUGGAAGCUGGAAAUCAUCUUAUAUCGUCUUCACAGGAACAAAGCAUUGGGUAUAUCGAGUGUUGACUGCAUUGAUAAGCAUCCCCUUCGCUCUGGUCUGGGGUCUCAUCUUUUCGAUAUUAACUUUAAUCCACGUUUGGUUAAUUACACCAAUGCUCCAAGUUCUUGAACUGGUCUUCUUCCCAGUCAGAAAGGUGUGGAGUGUAAUAAUACGUGGUGUACUAGAUCCCUUGUUUCAAUCAGUGGGAUUGAUGUUUGGAGCUUUUCAAAGAAAUAAUCCUGUGGAAGCAUAAAA